AGGGCGGAGCGCUCCGUGUCCGCCCAGCUCCGCGCGCGCUGUGGGUGAGUCGGGAAUCAACGAGGCCGGGCCCGGGCUCCCGUCGGGACGCUGGCCGGUCCGCUAGUGGAUUGUAAUUGCCCAUCUCGCGCGAGCAAGCAGCUACUGUGCUGAAAGCUAGAAUGAAACAGUUGCCUCCAGCAACAGUUCGCCUACUUUCAAGCUCUCAAAUAAUCACUUCAGUGGUCAGUGUGGUAAAAGAGCUCAUUGAAAACUCCUUGGAUGCCGGUGCCACAAGCAUAGAUGUUAAACUGGAAAACUAUGGAUUUGAUAAAAUUGAGGUGCGAGACAAUGGUGAGGGUAUCAAGGCUAUAGAUGCACCUGUAAUGGCAGUGAAGUACUACACCUCAAAAAUAAGUAGUCAUGAAGAUCUUGAAAAUUUGACAACGUAUGGUUUUCGUGGAGAAGCCUUGGGGUCAAUUUGUUGUAUCGCUGAGGUUUCAGUUACAACAAAGACAGCUGCUGAUAACUUCAGCACCCAGUACGUGUUAGAUGGUGGGGGUCACAUAGUUUCUCAGAAACCUUCACAUCUUGGUCAAGGUACCACUGUAACUGCUUUACGAUUAUUUAAGAAUCUACCUGUAAGAAAGCAAUUUUACUCAACUGCUAAAAAAUGUAAAGAUGAAAUAAAAAAGAUCCAAGAUCUCCUUAUAAGCUAUGGUAUACUUAAACCUGAUGUAAGGAUUGUUUUUAUACAUAACAAGGCAAUUAUUUGGCAGAAAACUAGAGUAUCAGAUCAUAAAAUGGCUCUCAUGUCUGUUCUGGGGACUGCUGUUAUGGGCAAUAUGGAAUCCUUUCAGUACCACUGUGAAGAAUCUCAGAUUUUCCUAAGUGGAUUUCUUCCAAAGCAUGAUGCAGACCACUCUUGCACAAGUCUUUCAACCCCAGAAAGGAGUUUCAUCUUUAUAAACAGUCGACCAGUACACCAAAAAGAUAUAUUGAAGCUAAUCCGACAUUAUUACAAUCUGAAAUGUCUAAAGGAAUCUACUCGUUUGUAUCCCAUUUUCUUUCUGAAAAUUGACGUUCCAACAGCUGAUGUAGAUGUGAAUUUAACACCUGAUAAAAGUCAAGUAUUGUUACAGAAUAAGGAAUCUGUUUUAACCGCUCUUGAAAAUCUGAUGACGACUUGUUAUGGAUCACUACCUAGUACAAAUUCUUAUGAAAGUAAUAAAACAGAUGUUUCCUCAGCUGACAUGGUUGUUAGUAAAACAACAGAAACAGAUGUGCUUCUUACUGAGAUGGAAACAUCUGGAAAUAAUUAUCCAAAUGUUGAUACUUCAGCCAUUCCUUUCCAAAAUGAUGUGCGUAAUGAUAAAUUUGGGGAAAACACUGAUUAUUGUUUAAAUCGUCAGGUACAUAUUGGUGACCAUUAUGAUGAUCAUUUUAAUAGUGAAAAUUCUAGCAUUGAUAAGAAUGAUGGAAAUACAUUUAAAGAAAUCCCAAAGAAUAAUUCAUCUUGUGAGGACACCCAAGAGGAGUAUAGUGAAACUUGUUCUGUGGAUUCUGUUGAGCAAGCCCAAUCAGCAAAUGGCAGUAAAGGCCAUAGAGAUGAGAGUGGGAAAAAGGAAGAAGCAGCAGUUCCUGAGAAGUCUUUGGAAAUUUGUGUAGAUGACUGGAGCAAGGGAAAUAUGCUUAAUUCUAGAGGAGAAAACAUUGAACCUGUGAAAAUUUUAGUGCCUCAAAAAAGUUUAGUGAGUAAUGUAAGUAGUAAUAAUAGUAAUACAAGUCCUGAACAAAAGAAUCUCUGUGAAAGUUCCUGUAACAAAAAAUCAAACGUGGUAGAUAACAAAUCUGGACAGCUUACAGCUUAUGAUUUAAUUAGCAAUCGAGUAAUCAGGAAGCCCAUGUCAGCAAGCGCCCUUUUUGUUCAAGAUUGUCGUGCCCAGAUUCUCACAGACAAUCCCAAGACCAGCUUGGAAGAUGCAGCAUUGCAAAGUGAAGAACUGUGGAAGACAUUGAGUGAAGAGGAAAAACUGAAAUAUGAAGAGAAAGCUACUAAAGACUUGGAAAGAUACAAUAAGCAAAGCCAGAGAGCCAUUGAACAGGAGUCACAAGUAUUAAAAGAUGGCAAAAAAAGGAUGAAACCCACCAGUGUUUGGCAUUUGGCACAGAAGCACAAGUUGAAAACUUCGCUAUCGAACCAGCCAAAACUUGAUGAGCUCUUUCAGGCCCAAAUUGAAAAAAAAAAGAACCAAAACAUUAAAAUAGUUCAGGUCUCCUUCUCUAUGGAAAACUUAAAAAAGAAUUUUGAUACACAGAAGAAAUUUGACUUAGAAGAAAAGGAUGAAUUUUGCUUGAUCCACAAUCUCAAGUUUCCUGAUGCAUGGCUAAUUACAUCCAAAACAGAGAUAAUGUUGUUAAAUCCAUACAGAGUGGAAGAAGCUCUGCUAUUUAAAAGACUUCUUGAGAAUCACAAACUUCCUGCAGAGCCACUGGAAAAACCAAUUAUAUUAACAGAGAGUCUUUUUAAUGGAUCCCAUUAUUUAGAGAUUUUACAGAAAAUGACAGCAGGUGACCAGAGAUACAGUGGACCAAUUUACCUGUCCGAUCCUCGUCUUACAGCAAAUGGUUUCAAGAUAAAAUUGACACCAGGAGUUUCCAUUGCUGAAAACUACUUGGAAAUAGAAGGAAUGGCUAAUUGCCUUCCAUUCUAUGGAGUGAUGGAUUUAAAAGAAAUCCUUAAUGCUAUAUUAAACAAAAAUGCAAAGGAAGUUUAUGAAUGUAGACCUCGCAAAGUGAUAAGUUAUUUAGAGGGAGAAGCAGUACGUCUGUCUAGACAAUUACCCAUGUACUUAUCAAAAGAGGACAUCCGAGAUAUUAUCUACAGAAUGAAGCACCAGUUUAGAAAUGAAAUUAAAGGGUGUGUUCAUGGUCGCCCAUUUUUUCAUCAUUUAACCCAUCUUCCAGAAGCUACAUAAUUAUGUUUAAGAAAAUUUGUUACUAUUGAAGUCAAUAGGAUCAUAAAAUAAUGAAUCAGGUUUAAACUAUCUGUGUACUAUCAUGUGUUAAAUGGUUGUUUUGUAAAUAAGGAAUCACUGGCCUGUUUGUAUAUUGAAAAAUUUUUUUAAACUAUAAAAAGUUAAUAAACUAAUAUAGACUAUUAAUUCA
This is a messenger RNA of Cervus elaphus (red deer), 3147 nucleotides long. RefSeq names its product PMS1 homolog 1, mismatch repair system component (gene PMS1). Gene Ontology annotation, biological process: mismatch repair. Gene Ontology annotation, molecular function: ATP binding; ATP-dependent DNA damage sensor activity; mismatched DNA binding. The transcript has 13 exons. The coding region runs from base 162 to 2957 and encodes 931 amino acids. NCBI's taxonomy places the organism in Eukaryota, Metazoa, Chordata, Mammalia, Artiodactyla, Cervidae. The record is from RefSeq and is a predicted model, not a curated record. Gene Ontology annotation, cellular component: MutLalpha complex.